AGGUUGUUUUGCGGUAUAUAUACGGAGAGUGAGCCGAAAUCAACACUGGGAAGACAUCUGCUAACCAGCCAUGAAGCUCCUCCUUAUCCUGCUGCCCGCGUUGGCACAUGCCCGCUUCAACAUCCGCAUCGACGUCGCAACUCGCGAGAGUGACGUCAAUGUCAACCUGCUUGGAGAAGACGACCACAUCAUCGAUGAUGCUGAGACCAAGGAGUUCAGGCUGACCGACUAUUCGCUCAAGUCCGCUUGCUCGCACGUUGUCGUAGCAACUCUCGAGAGUGAUGUCAACGUCAACCUGCUCGGAGAAGAUGACCACAUCAUCGAUGAUGCAGAGACCAGGGAGUUCAGGCUGACCGACUAUUCGCUCAAGUCCGCUUGCUCGCAGUAA
This is a messenger RNA of Leguminivora glycinivorella, 388 nucleotides long. RefSeq lists its product as uncharacterized. The coding region runs from base 71 to 388 and encodes 105 amino acids. The record is from RefSeq and is a predicted model, not a curated record. NCBI's taxonomy places the organism in Eukaryota, Metazoa, Arthropoda, Insecta, Lepidoptera, Tortricidae. The transcript has 3 exons.